AUGCCAUUAUCACAGUUGGGAGAACAUGAUCCAGUCAUCAACUUUGAGAAAGGCAGCUCAAGCAAAGAGGCUCAUAUGCAGUCAAAGCAAAUUGUUUCAGUAGAAAAGACUAUGGUUGAUAAAAGUGAUAAUCAGCAAAUUAUCUGCUUUGGGAAACCUGAUCACUUUGACCUUGUUAUGGAAGAAACAGUUCCAGAGUUGCAAUUAGUUAGCCAACCAACAGAAAUCUUUCAAGUGGACUCUAAAGCAAUCUCAGCCAAACCCAGGGGAUGGAAAAGAACUAAGGUGAAGGAAGGUAGACUUACCAGACAGCAGACUCAGACUGAAGGAGCUAUUCAGCCAGAGCCUUUGAAAGGGGCAGACACUUAA
Messenger RNA from Striga asiatica, 369 nucleotides. The record is from the annotation of a GenBank genome assembly. Lineage: Eukaryota; Viridiplantae; Streptophyta; Magnoliopsida; Lamiales; Orobanchaceae.